AUGAGCUUCAUGCGUCGAGAUUCCAGUGGAUCCGUGACGUCUGCAGGAAUAAUGCAUCACCAGGGCAAGCUAGAUGUGUUCAUUAUCAAGGCGUACCGAGUUCUGUCACGCGGAGCGUUGAUCAACGGUGACGACGUUAGCAUCGCGAACACGGCAUCUAGUUCACCGAAAUCCGGUGUAGCAGUCAACGCGGUUAAUGGGAUGGGCCAGCAAGGCGAUUUGUCGCUUUUCCAGCGACUUUCACAGCUAUACAAUGCAACGAUAUCGACAAGUUUGCUGGACGACAAUUCGACUUCACCAAAAUCGGCUAUAGAACUGUACCAGCGAUUCCAACAGAUCAUGAAAGAAAUGGAACUGAGCUUCGAAAUAAGUCCUUACAGUAAAUACUUCCGGCGACUCGAUAACGGGCUGUGGCAGAUCAAAGACGACGCAGAGCUCGCGGGCGAUCAACUGUGGCAACUGGUGUCGGUUUCGAUCGCUACGGUGUACGACGUACGUACGGGCCAAAUGUUGAGUCAGCCACGCAAACGUGUUAACAGUUUGGCAGCGUCGUCGAAAAAUUCACCCUCUGAAAUGGUCGAUAACACACUGCCACAACAACUUCAAAAACGACUGCAAAAACUGCAACAGGACAGCAAAAACGCCAAUUCGGUUUCUCCGGUGAGCCCGUCUGUGUUUUCCCAGCCGGGAACUGCCAGCGGGAACGGGAACGGUAACGGUGCUCUUUCAGGCGCUGGCCCGGGUUCGCGAUCUAAACGCAAGUAUAUGGGCGUCGAGACGCCCGACGAAGAAGCGGUUGAGGAGCUGUUACAGCUCGCGACCAAGAAACAUCGUGCAGAUCUGCCUACAAUUGACGAAGACGCUGUGGCAACGGCAGCAGCUCCUGUACCGCUGCCGCAAAGCAGUCUCACCAUUCGCGAAAACGAACUCUACGAUCGACUGUUGCACGAAAAGGACGCUCGUAUCCAACAGCUUGAAAAGGACCUUGAUUCACAAUGCCAGGAGACGCUAUGGCUACGCAAGAUGCUGCUGGAAGACAUGGGCUGCGUCCGAAGCAUGCUGCACAAGAUGUCCAACGGCCGGUCCCGCGAUUGA
Molecule: messenger RNA, 1095 nt
Organism: Lachancea mirantina
Lineage: Eukaryota; Fungi; Ascomycota; Saccharomycetes; Saccharomycetales; Saccharomycetaceae
Source: the annotation of a GenBank genome assembly